Orycteropus afer afer is the source of this 1405-nucleotide messenger RNA. RefSeq names its product galactosidase alpha (gene GLA). The record is from RefSeq and is a predicted model, not a curated record. Gene Ontology annotation, molecular function: alpha-galactosidase activity. Gene Ontology annotation, biological process: glycosylceramide catabolic process; oligosaccharide metabolic process; glycoside catabolic process. Gene Ontology annotation, cellular component: cytoplasm. NCBI's taxonomy places the organism in Eukaryota, Metazoa, Chordata, Mammalia, Tubulidentata, Orycteropodidae.
UAACGUCAGUAUUUAAUAUCUCAUCGGUGAUUGGUCCGCCUCUAACAUUAAACUUAAAAGUCCAGGUUACCCGCGGAAAUCAGUCCUGUAUGAUCACGAUGACGGGGAAGUUGAUGAGCCGAGGUCAGCGGCUGGGCUGUGUGCUUGCGCUUAGUGUCCUAGCCUUAUUUCUCAGGGGCGUCCCUUGGGCCAGGGCUCUUGACAAUGGCUUGGCAAUGACCCCCACCAUGGGCUGGCUGCAUUGGGAGCGCUUCAUGUGCAACAUUGACUGCAAGGAAGAGCCGGAUUCCUGUGUCAGUGAGCAGCUCUUCAUGCAGAUGGCUGAUCUCAUGGUAUCAGAUGGCUGGAAGGAUGCAGGUUAUCAGUACAUCUGCAUUGAUGACUGUUGGAUGGCUUCCACACGAGAUUCAAAUGGCAAUCUUCAGGCAGACCCUAUGCGUUUUCCUGGUGGGAUUCGCCGCCUAGCUAAUUAUGUCCAUAGUAAAGGACUGAAGCUAGGGAUCUAUGCAGAUGUAGGCAACAAAACCUGCGCAGGCUACCCCGGGAGUUUUGGAUACUAUGACAUUGAUGCCAAGACCUUUGCUGACUGGGGAGUAGAUCUGCUAAAAUUUGAUGGUUGCUACUGUGACAGUUUGGAACAUUUGGCAGAUGGUUAUAAACAGAUGUCCUUGGCCCUGAACAGAACUAGCAGAAGCAUUGUGUACUCCUGUGAGUGGCCCCUUUAUAUGUGGCCUUUUCGUAAGCCCAAUUACACAGAAAUCCGACAGUACUGCAAUCACUGGAGAAAUUUUGGUGAUAUCUUUGAUUCCUGGCAAAGUGUAAAGAGUAUUUUGGACUGGUCAUCUUCUAACCAGGACACAAUUGUUGAUGUCGCUGGACCGGGGGGUUGGAAUGAUCCAGAUAUGUUAGUGAUUGGCAACUAUGGCCUCAGCUGGGAUCAGCAGGUAACUCAGAUGGCCCUCUGGGCUAUCAUGGCAGCUCCCUUACUCAUGUCUAAUGACCUCCGACACAUCAGCCCUCAAGCCAAAGUUCUACUUCAGAAUAAAUAUGUAAUUGCCAUCAACCAGGACCCCCUGGGCAAGCAGGGGUACCGGCUUAGAAAGGAAGACAACUUUGAAGUGUGGGAACGGCCUCUCUCAAGCUUAGCCUGGGCCGUGGCUAUAAGGAACCUGCUGGAGAUAGGUGGACCUCGUUCUCAUACCAUUUCAGUUGUUUUCCUGGGUAGAUCAGUGGCCUGUAAUCCUGCCUGCCUCAUCACACAGCUCCUUCCUGUGAAAAAAGAGCUUGGGCUCUUUGAAUGGACUUCAACCUUAAAAACUCGAAUAAAUCCCACAGGCACUGUUUUGCUUCAGAUAAAAAAACCAAGCUGAAGCUGGACUGUAACAUCCAAACAUUUCCUUUUAAA